CCGACAUGGAGCCGCUGGAGGCCAACGGCAGCUGCAGCAACGGGUCUCUGGUUACCCUUUCCUGCCUUUCUCGACGGGUUGUAUGCCGGGUGGUCAGCGAUACUGACCUAGCUGACUCUGGUCAGGACAAYGGGACCUCAAAUGUCUCCUGGGUCACUCAGCUGGAAAGCAAUUAUGGAUUCUACAUUGGCUUGGGCUUGGCUGUCUUCUCCAGCCUCCUCAUCGGAAGCAGCGUCAUCCUGAAGAAGAAGGGAUUGCUACGGCUGGUGGAGAAGGGAGGCACCAGAGCAGGAGACGGUGGUCACGGCUACCUGAAGGACUGGCUCUGGUGGGCUGGAUUGCUAACCAUGGGUGGAGGGGAGGCUGCCAACUUUGCCGCCUAUGCCUUUGCUCCUGCGACCAUCGUCACGCCGCUGGGGGCCCUGAGCGUGCUCAUAAGUGCCAUCCAGUCUUCCUAUUUACUUGGAGAACGGCUAAACCUUCUGGGAAAGCUGGGCUGCAUGUUGAGCAUAGUGGGCAGCACAGUGAUGGUGAUACAUGCCCCAGAGGACGAGGAAGUCACAACUCUGGAUGAAAUGACUUUGAAGCUGCGAGAGCCAGGUUUCCUUGCUUACGCUGCGAUCCUCUUGGCUGUUUGCCUCCUUCUGAUCGUCUACCUCGCACCUCGCUAUGGCCAGAGGAACAUCCUCGUCUACCUCACUAUCUGUUCCGUUAUUGGGGCCUUCUCCGUGUCAUCUGUCAAAGGCCUGGGUAUUGCCAUCAAGGGCUUCUUUGCUGGCCAGCCUGUGCUGCAGCACCCAUUGACUUGGAUCCUGGUCAUCACACUGGUGGCAUCCAUCACUACGCAAAUAAACUACCUCAAUAAGUCUCUAGACAUUUUCAACACUUCUUUGGUGUUUCCCAUCUACUAUGUGCUGUUCACCACCAUUGUCAUCACAACAUCUAUUAUUCUCUUCAAGGAAUGGGUCACUAUGACUGUCGUGGACAUUAUUGGGACAGUUUGUGGCUUCCUCACCAUAAUUCUGGGAGUUUUUCUGCUCCAUGCCUUCAAAGAUAUGGAUGUCAGUUUAGGAAACUUGCCACAGGUCCUCCAGAGUGAAGAGCAGGCCCCAGUCACCCAAGAUGACAAGAACAUCCUGAUAGAUGCAGACAAUGGCAGUAUUGUUCCAGAGGAUAAACCCAAAGUCUUUAUGAUCUACAGCUAAUGUAUUAUAUGCAAAUAUCUGGAGACUGAAGAUCUGGGUGAAAAAUACCCUGAAUGGGUUGAUAUUAAUAUUCAAUAUGCUAUUGAGCAAUUUAAAAAGGAAAUGCAGAAAAUAAAAACCACGGUAUAAUAUCCAAAACCUGGGAGAGUCAAGCGAAGUCUUUCACUUGGCCUUGGAUUGAUCAUUGCAAUGGUGUGUCAGCAAGGGUUAUGUUUAAGUGUCACUGGACUUCAUCCACUGGGCUGCAGGAAAUGAAAAUCCUCUUGAAAUACAAUUCUCCUGGGACAACUCCUCUCAGAGGCCCAGUCUGAUCUCUGUCUGUUGGCAGGUUCAGUGUUUAUUCUGACCUUCUUUCCCCAUGGCAGACAUGUUGAUGUGCUUAUUUCCAGGCCAUGACUGAUACAUUGAUUAAUGUUUGGAUUUUUUUUAAAUUGUUUUCUAGACACUUGUACAGAAAGGCAAGGACUGAAUGGUGUACUCUUGCUAUGUAAAUUCUGCUUGUACAAUUAUCUUUAAUUACCUAUUAGGGAAUGUGGUGAAUUUUGGAAUAGAAGCCCUCUAUAGCCAAGCAGCAAGAGCCAAGUCAUGAGUCCUGUGGCAGAGAAAUCGAUUUAAGCUUUUGUGAUGUGCAGGACUUUCCCUGCAGCAGAGUUAAUUGGUUUAAAGAGAGAUUUUUGUUUUCUUUUGUGAUUUUUGAAGUUUUUCCAUAGCAGCUAUACUGCCGGGGCUGUAUUGAUGGUUUCGGUGAAGUUGCAGGGCCUGAUCCAGACCAUGUGUUGUGCCUUGUUUGUAGACGUGUCCUUCCAGGAGGAAGUUGCAAACUCUUAAUAACACUUCAGGACUACUUCAGGGAGGAAUUUGGAAAGGGAAAUAAAGGCUGGUUCAAAAAAAAAUAUUCAAGGUGCAUCUGAAAGUUUUGAAUUAUUUUUCUGGUGUCAAUGGGGAUAAACUGCAGGAAACCUGAGCGCUGCUAAAGAGCGUUGUGGCCAUAAAAUAAAACAGCUGCGCCCUCCUUUGGUAGUAGAAAAUACUCCAAGUAAUUUUCUGUAAUUUGGUUUUGGAAUCAUAAUAGGUUGUUUGCUUUAUGUGUUAUUUUGGAAAAAGAGCAAAUGGGACUCAGCCUUUCCGUGGCCCAGAGCUACAUGCAGAAAGGCCAUUCCACCAUGAACCUGUCAGCUCCAGGAUAUAAUGAUACCACACAGUGACAGCACACUGAUUAAUGUCAAGUGAUAAAUUUAUUAGGAAGUAGGCAAAAGGCACAAUGAAUUGCAUUCUUCAAGUAUUUGCAUAGAUGCACAGAGAGCAUUAUUGUAAACCAUUAACACAUGGAUGUAAGAAAAGUGAGAUGUAUUUUUAUACGUGUUCUCCCAAGUAAUGUCUUU
Nothoprocta perdicaria is the source of this 2587-nucleotide messenger RNA. It is a transcript of the gene NIPAL4, whose product is annotated as NIPA like domain containing 4. The record is from RefSeq and is a predicted model, not a curated record. The transcript has 6 exons. Gene Ontology annotation, molecular function: magnesium ion transmembrane transporter activity. NCBI's taxonomy places the organism in Eukaryota, Metazoa, Chordata, Aves, Tinamiformes, Tinamidae. Gene Ontology annotation, cellular component: membrane. Gene Ontology annotation, biological process: magnesium ion transport. Bases 6 to 1205 code for a protein of 399 amino acids.